UUUCCGUCAACAUCCUCGCUAGGUUUUGCUGAUUUCCAACCCGGAUGCCCUAAGCAACAUGAGUGGCCGAAGCCGCUGUUAUGUGCAAUAAUGGAGGUGAUGUAUCUCCGGUCGUUCUUGGUAUAUAUUUCCAGCCACAAGAUCGAUGAAGAGAAAUCUGGUAUCUGCCAGCAUUCAAAGCAUCCAAAUCAACUAUGAGCCUUUCUACGGUUACACAGCAGCCGCAGCGCCCCAAUUCGGAGAAGCCUCCUCCAGUCAGCAUCAAGUCAAGGUGUCGAAGAAUAGUUCGCAACUUUACUCCAUCAUGGUUCGCUAUAACAAUGGGAACUGGUGUCAUCGCCGUUCUGCUCUUUCGACUUCCAUACAACGGAAAAUGGCUGUACGGAUUAUCGAUCAUCUUCUUUGUUUUAGAUUUUGUAUUGUUUGUUCUUUUCUGCUUGAUCUCCGCCCUGCGAUACCUCCUCUUCCCCGAAAUAUGGGCCGCCAUGUUGAAUCACCCUACCGAAUCGUUGUUCCUCGGAACCUGUCCACUGGGCCUCGGAAUCCUCGUCCAGAUGAUCGUAAACGUUUGCGUCCCAGCCUGGGGUUCUUGGGCAGUAACUCUGGCUUGGAGCUUAUGGUGGAUCGAGAUUGUAUUGUCGAUGGCAAUCUGUUUCUAUCUCCCAUUUAUGCUUAUGUCUGUUCACAAAACUGACAUCUCUUCCGUGACAACUCUAUGGCUGCUACCUAUCGUAGGGGCAGUUAUUGGUGCAGCAACCGGCGGUACGGUCGCAGGCGUCUUACCGAAUCCCACACAUGCUCUCUGGACUUUGAUCGUCAGCUACAUCCUCUGGGGAAUUGGUGUGCCACUUGCACUUUUCACAUUGGUGCUUUAUUACCAUCGUUUGACGAUGCACAAACUUCCUCCGCCAGCCGUCAUUUCCUCGGUUUUCCUUCCCUUGGGACCCCUCGGUGAAGGAGGAUUCGGGAUCAUGAAGUUGGGCGAGGUUGCAUUGACCGUCUUCCCAGCGACAAACGCAAUUAUACCUUCUGCUGGGCAGAUUGUCUAUGUCUUCGGCUUCUUAACUGCCCUUCUGAUGUGGGGAUUUGGACUUGCGUGGCUAUUUUGGGCCGUGGCUUCGUUUGGCAGAUCAAAAUCUCCGUUCAACAUGGGUUGGUGGAGCAUCGUGUUUGCUACGGGGGUAUUCACUGGCUCAACUAUCACAAUGGGACAGGAAAUGCCAUCCGCUUUCUUUGAUGUUCUCGGAACUGUAUUCACUGUUACAGUUGUUCUUUUCUGGAUUGUUGCUUCUGCAUAUACUAUCCGUGGAACAAUCUCUGGGGAUUUGUUCUUUUCGCCAGCUAUCGUAGAUCUCCCGGAUAGUGUGGAGAUGUCGACUAUAGAACCCUAAUUGAGGGUGCUGGUCGUCGAAGGCGAGAACUCUAACCAUAGGUGCAAGAACGCCUACGUGGACUGCGAAGACGAUAAAACGCGGAAACUGUUGUAUUUCGGAGAGAGACUUGGCAUUUAUCAGCGACUGAAGAUACCAUGCAUUUAGAUGGCGUUAUGUACAUUAGGGUUUGGUAGAAUUGCUUCAGAUAAUGCAUUGUAAUAGAGCCUCAUAUCGUCAUAAUUUUUUUGGGAUUUUGGAAGGUGCCGAAGUCCUCUAGAUAAUUACAUGAUUACACG
This is a messenger RNA of Hyaloscypha bicolor E, 1669 nucleotides long. RefSeq lists its product as uncharacterized. The transcript has 4 exons. Bases 195 to 1391 code for a protein of 398 amino acids. NCBI's taxonomy places the organism in Eukaryota, Fungi, Ascomycota, Leotiomycetes, Helotiales, Hyaloscyphaceae. Gene Ontology annotation, cellular component: plasma membrane. Gene Ontology annotation, molecular function: sulfite transmembrane transporter activity. The record is from RefSeq and is a predicted model, not a curated record. Gene Ontology annotation, biological process: transmembrane transport; sulfite transmembrane transport.